UUCUUGGAUUCUUCCAGAAUAUUCAAAUGCAGAUAUCGUCUCUCUCCAUCAUCCGCCACUCUUCUCCUUUCCUCCUCCGUCGCGCGUCGAUUCACCACGGCGGGUGCGGAGUUCGACUCGGAACCGGAAUCGGAAUUCGCCGCAGCUUCCAUCUCCUCACACUCUCAGCGAGACGAGACAACCCCGAUGUCUCCAGAAAACCCCACCCGAGCAAAAACAUGCUCAGAGCCAAGCACAUCGGCAAAGACCACUCCUCCUUAGCUCCCGUUCUCUCUCCCGACCACAAUCCUUCGCUCUUACCCUCUCAGGCCAUCGGCACCGUCGCCACCGCCCAGGCCAACUUCAUGCGCGUCGUCGUCCAGGACGGAGACGGAGAUGGAGACGAUCGUUCUUCUUCUACGUCGUCGUCUAAGGACGGAGUUGAGCUGCUCUGCGUGGUGAGAGCAGUGCUGAAGAAGAUAAGGAGGAGAGUGCUGGUUGGGGAUAAGGUUCUCGUUGGGUCUAUCGAUUGGGUUGAUCGGAGAGGGAUGAUUGAGAAUGUGUUCCAGCGGAGGUCCGAGAUUCUUGAUCCUCCGGUGGCGAAUGUUGAUCACUUGCUUGUUCUUUUCUCGCUUGAUCAGCCCAAGCUUGAGCCGUUCACGCUCACUAGGUUCUUAGUGGAAGCUGAGUCCACUGGGAUUCCACUCACACUUGCCUUGAACAAAUGCGAACUCAUCACCGAAGAGGAAUUGGAAUCUUGGAAGAUGAGACUGCGUGGAUGGAACUAUGAACCGUUCUUUUGCAGUGUGGGAACUAAAGAGGGGCUUGACGCGAUUGCGUUCGUCCUGAGGAAUCAGACUUCUGUGAUUGUUGGACCUAGUGGUGUUGGGAAGUCGAGUUUAAUCAACAUAUUGAGGAGCAGCUCUGGUGGUGGUGACGUUGAAGACGAGAAUUGGUUUGAGCCUAUAAUAGGUAAUAAGUGGUUUGAAGAUCAGCGAGUUGGUGAAGUUUCAACUAGAAGUGGUAGAGGCAAACACACAACUCGAAAUGUGUCGCUGCUGCCGAUUACUGAAGGUGGUUAUCUCGCUGAUACUCCUGGUUUUAACCAGCCUAGUUUGCUGAAAGUAACCAAGCAUUCACUUGCCUUGUGUUUCCCUGAGAUAAGGAAAAUGAUAGAGGAAGAGAAAUGUGGAUUCAAAGAUUGCUUGCAUAUCGGAGAACCAGGAUGUGUAGUGAAAGGAGAGUGGGAAAGGUAUCCUUACUACUUACAACUGCUUGAUGAGAUCAGAGUCAGGGAGGAGUUUCAACUUAGGACUUUUGGAACCAAAAGGGAAGGUGAUGUUAGGUACAAAGUAGGAGGGAUGGGUGUGAAACAAGCUGAACCAAGGCUACAGCCGAAGAAGCAUAGGAGAGAGUCGAGGAAGAAGGUUAAACAAACAAUGAUUAGUGAGCUAGACGAGUACGAAGAUGAAGAGAGCGACUUGGACAUAGAGGACGACCCAAUUGUCCAAGCGAUUGAGAACGAGAAAGAAAGAUGAUGAUGUGAAGAUCCACGGAAUCAGUGUCUAUUUUCACUAAAGUCUUUUGUAUAAAGAAUGAAAGUGCCAAGUAAAUCAAAAAAUCUUUGGUAAAAACUUAGAGAAACUUUGCAAAGCAAAAUAGAUUUUACUUUUGAUU
Molecule: messenger RNA, 1656 nt
Organism: Brassica oleracea var. oleracea
Lineage: Eukaryota; Viridiplantae; Streptophyta; Magnoliopsida; Brassicales; Brassicaceae
Product: putative ribosome biogenesis GTPase RsgA
Exons: 5
Coding region: 27-1517 (496 amino acids)
Molecular function (GO): GTPase activity; GTP binding
Source: RefSeq, a predicted model, not a curated record